UGAGGAUAAAUCACUCACGUGCACUGAUAUAUUCAAGGGCGAAACGCCACAGGCGGAGCUGAGAUCCGCUGGGAAAAACGAGAGACGACCUAAAAACAGGAAAUUCAAGACGGCAGACAACCAAAAAGAGGUGGAAGGAGACUCUGCAGCCAUUCCAGCCUUGUCUCAGUACAGGGCCUUAAAAUCUGAGCUUCUAUUGCUGCAAAAACCCUGGACUUCCUACGUCGAAACUAAGACACAGCAGUCUCACCAGUGCGUCUGAGCCAAAGAAAGCACUGCCCGGUCCACCUCAAAGUAACCUGCAAUGUACUGAACCCACCUGCCACUCAUUUGCCAUGGACAAUCUCGAGCGUGUGUGUUCCUGCUCCGAGAGAUGCAACAAAGAGGAGUUUGUCCAGUUGCUGCAGAACUGCCGCCACAAUUUGACAUCUCUACAGGACAGGAUGUCAAAAUGCUCCGCCACACAGGCUUUGAGACAAGAAAUAACAAACAUAGACAAAGGCCUUGUGCAACUUGCCAAGGACACAAUCUGUGCCAGUUGCACAUGGGAAGGGCCGCACCAGCAAGUCAGUCCACUCCAAGGCCACAAGAUGGCGCCAGAUCCUAGCGGACAGUUUAAACAACUCUGCUGUACAAUCAAGGACUGUGAUGCAAGCUUGAAAAUGUUGUCCUCAAAAGCUUCAGACCUGCAGAAAGCUGCAGAGUCCAGCACACAAAAGGUGCUUUCAGCAGAUGUCACCCUGGCUAUCCAAGCAAUCAACAAAGACCUUCACAGGCUGAGGUCCAUUUUUCAGCAAAAUAAUCGUGUUGACAACAUGACGGAUGCAGUGAAAAAGGUCAGGAGCCAAACAGUUCAACCAAAACCAUCCUCAGCACACCAGGAGCAAGAAGUGCUGGGCUUUGGACCUGUAGUGGAACAUCCAGACACAGUGAAGAUGAUAACCGAUACAGAGACACUUGGUAAGGAUGUCAAAGGAACCCCAAAGACGGUGUUCACAGCUUUGGUCGACAGAGAGCAUACUGAAGAAGAAGAUGCGGAUGUAGCAGAGAGUCAACAUAUGAGCAUAAUCCCGCAGAGAAAACAUGAAUCCGACCAACUCACUGAUUCUGAAUCAAGCCUGUCUGCAGAAACCUCCUCAGGCUUUUUAAACACUGAAAUGUGUCCGUCCAAAAUCACACUACCAGAACACCCGGAAACCUGUAAAAAGACACACGCUGCACCCUCUGGGUCACGUUACCUCCUCACAGACACAUUUCCGGACGCCAAACAAGCAGACAUUACAGAUAAAAGUCACCCUGAGGAGCAAACGCGCCAAAAUAGGCAUUUGAUUCCAAAGAGAUGGACUGAUUACACGAUGGCUGACAUUAGGGACUUACUGUCAUCAUCGGAGGACACUGAGGCGAAGCAAGUGGGAGAAGACAUGGAACCUGAGAGGUCAGCCCAGCAAGAGAGGACAUGUGACUCACCCGGACAGACGUCGUAUAAACACACAUCUACCAUGCGGGACGUUUUGUCUCAGAUCCAGGGCAUGGUAGAAAGAAGCAACAUUUUAAAUAGGACAAUACACAUGGAUUUAAAUUGGUGCCUUCAGUCGUCACCCAGUGAAGCCGAGAUCAGAUUGGUCAGGACAGUCCAAAAGGUUCUACUAUGCCGAUAUCAUCCAGCACAGUUGGAUAUCUCCGCCAUGGCCAAACAACUGGAGGAGGCAGAGGACUACCAGCGUUGCGUGCUGCACCAAGUUGCCGCCAUCAAAAGUGCAAGUUUAUCUCAACUUUGUGGUCCAAAUGUCCUGAAAAGACUGGAAGCCCAAUGGAGUACGGCGCUUCUGGACGCCUCUGCCACAGUGCAGGUCAAAGCAGCCCAGCUGGAUCGGGUCAAACAGUAUCACACACAGCUGAAGAAAAUCAAAGCUUUCCUGAAGGUUGUAGCGGCCCAGAAGAACAAAAUGAGCUUACAUUCAUUGGGAAGCAGCGUGCUACAGGCUGAAAAACUCAACUCCCUGCUGCAGUCUUUAGAGCGUUGCCAAGAAAUGUGGCAAGAGCUUCUUUCAUUGAGCAGCCACUUAGCUGUCCACUUGAGUGACGCGGAAAGUUCCGGUGCACUUCUUGCUCAGCUUGGAGAUGUCCAGGAUGAUUGGAGGCUUUUGAAAGGAAGUAUCAAGAGAGCCUUUUGGCACGCCACUAACUCUUCAUCACAGUCCUCCCGUCUUAUGACGGAGGCGAAACAGCUAAAGGACAAAAUCGAAGCUAUCCAAGAAACGCUCCUGUCUCAUGACACCAAAAGCACUUUUGAACUGCUUUGUCUGAGCACAAACCUAAAAAUGUGCGCCCAGCUGCAUGUUCAUCUGCAGUCCAUGUCAGACGCGCUUUUUCAGUUCUCUGUGGGACAGAAAGAGAAGUACGGCAUCAAACAUUACCUGGAACAAUUGGGGACCUUACUGGAAGACACCAAAACCUCCAUUUGUGGUCCUGAUGGUGUUUUUGCAGCUGAGAAACAGUUCCAAGAGUGGAUCACAUGGGCAAAGCAAAUGGAAUUCCACAUUUUGAUUGGCAACAAGUUGUCACUUUUCCCACAAGAAGCUUGUAUUCAGAUUGCUGAAAUGAAGGGAUAUCGGACUAAUUUAGUGACCAGAAGGUCCGAAAUGAAAAUUGGGGAAUCUUCUGACAUGGACAAUGAGGGCCACAUGUUAAAUGCAGUAGAAGACUUGUAUGAAACCAUCAUUGAAAGCUUGGAUCGUGUUCUCCAAACAAUGAAGACAAAUCUACAGGAAAGGGAGAAACUAUUAUCCCAGUUUGAUAGCAUUGAUUCAUGGCUAGUAGAAACAGGUGCUAAUAGAGAACCCUGUGCUCAUGUUGACAACGUCUUGAGAGUUGACGUCAGCUCUCUGGAGGACAAGUUGGAAAGUCACCAAUUAGCUGUUGCUGAUAUCAAAAAACGUCUUAACAUGGUCAAGGCUUUGGAGAAAAGAUGUAAGGACGUAGCAGAGAGCCUAAGCCCUGGAGAGAGCCGCUACCUUGUCAACAGGCUCUCUGGCAUCUGGACUGAAUUAGAUGGAUUGUUGGCACAACAGACAGCAACCAGCUGGCAUUUGGAGGAGCUGAUUCAUGAGCGUACAUCUUCUGAUGAGGAACUAGUGACCGUUGAAGAUAGUCUGAAGAACAUAACCUCUUGUUUGGACAAGCAAAGGUUCCCUAUGACACAGGAUACACUCUCAACAAUUACACUCCUGAAGCACAUGCUCAUAGAGCACCAGUGUCAAGUGCAGGAAAUUCAACACUGCAAGGAGGUGCAGCGUAGCUCUUUGCUGUGCACCAUUGGAGAAUUGCAAGACAGGUGCAAAGUCAUCAGCGUUCACGUCUUUGAGCAAGACAAGUAUCUGCACCUGAAGCAACAAAUGGAGGAUUCAAGGGACAUUGGAAAAGAGCAAAUCCAGCAGGCUAAAAAGAAGACGUUAAGUUUGGGUGAGAGGUUUCGAGUGUGCCAGGUGCUCUUAGUCGAGCUCCCAAUGAUGAAGACACAGUGUCAAGAAGCAGCAGACCAACUGGAGGUGAUAGCUCAAGAGCUCGACCCAACAAAGCUGAACUCAGAAAGGCAGGGCAUUCGGCGCACUGUGGAGAUGUUGGUCUCUUGGGAGAACGCUGCGUCAGAUGAGAUAAAACAUCUGGAAUGCCAGCUUCUUCUGGGUCUGCGAUUUUCUUCUGAGCUUCCUGCUUUAAUGGACUUUUUCCAAAAAACGACAAAGGAGCUGCAAGGCAGCGAAUCGGUCCGUCCAGAUGAAAAGGCCAUCGAUGUUGCGCUACUCAGGCGUUGGGUCAUCUGGAGAAACAUGGAGUCUGGGAUGCGAGUGUUGCAUGUUUUGGCCUGGAAAGGGAACAUGAACCUAAAAAGUCACGGCGAGUUGCUGUUACUCCGAGAUGCUGCCAUGCAGGAAUGUCAUGAUCAGAUGGAAAGUUUGUCAAAGGCACGAGAGUCCUUAAAGGACUACCAAUGGGCGGCUCAGGGAGCGAUUCGCUUCCUUCACAAUGCUGAAAUGACAUUUUUAUCAGCUCCCGGUGGGUUUCUGGACUGUACCGAGGAGCGACAUCAGACUCAGCAGGCCAUUGAAGCCCUCGAAGAUGGAUUUCAAGCCCAUAUCCAGCACCUUGUUGAACUGGUGCCCCAACAACCCUGCCUUUCUCGUGCCAAGUCUGAAGAUCUGCACAUCAGCAUCGUCAGCCAGCUGCUGGUGGGACGAGCCAUUCUGGAGGCUCAGGCUCAGCUCAGACUGGAAUCCUUGCAGAGAUGCGAACUUCGACAACAAAGCCACAGGGUUGGUCAUGUAGACAUACAACAACAUCUGACUGGAUUUGAAGCAAAGCUUUACGAAUGUGCUUCAGAAGAAGUGACCUCAUAUGAUAAAUGUGCUGCACAACACAAAAGAGUUAAGGGUUUGAUGGAAGGUGUUCGCGACCUCGCCGGGAGAAUAGAAGAACUCCGAGUCAGAUGUCCCAUACGGGGUUGUGGGGUUGGAAAAGAUGGUGAGCUCGGUGCCCUCUGGAGGCGCUGGGGGUCGCUGCGGCAUGGUGUUGGUCUCCUCAUGGCACAAACGGAUCAGAGAGUAGAGGAAUGGAAAGACAUCACAACGAGUGUGGAGCAGUGUUGCAGCUCCCUGUCUACCCUCCAGGCCAAGGUGCCGGACUCCUCCACUGGUAUCUUCACCCAAGAUGAAGUCCGGAAGCUUCUGGCCCAGGCUGAGCAGCAGCAGGUUGGUCUGGAACAAGAGCGUCAGGCUUUGGCCUCCCUGGAGCACAGGCUGGAACACGCCUUGAGCUUAACCACCUCUAAAGAGGCCAGCAGCCUACCUGGUCCCUUUGGCGAAACACUUGUGAAGAUUCAAGAAAAUAUUACACGUUUGAAGGAAAGAAACCUCCAUGUGAUAGCUGUUGCCCAGAUGGAAGAGAAGGAGCGACAACAGGUUGAGGAGAAGAUAGGAGAGGUGGAGAAGAACAUAUUCACCAUCCUCUCCAUGCUGGACACCAACAUCAGUUCACAACAACACCAGGAGCUCAGAGAAGAUAUGUCCGCCCAGAAGACCAAGCUGAAGUGCAUUGUGGAGAAUGUGCGGCGACAGUAUACGGACAUUCCUUCUGAUAUUGGCGACCGAAUACAAACUGUUGAAGAGUCUGUGCAGGCAGCUGAGAAGAAGAUAUUGGAGCAGAACGUCGCAGUUCGAAAACUGGCUAGUCAAGUGGGAGAGUUGACUAGUGGCCUGGAGCAAGUGAAGACAUCACUGAAGCAAAUGAGUUCCACUGUCAAAGAGGCUCAAAAUAACCAAAAACAUGUGUGGAACAAGCUGGACUCAUGUCAUAGUCACUUGAUGCUGCUGGAGAGUGAGGUGCAGGAUCUUGUGGAACAGCAACCAGACCAAGCACACCUCUUCAUGGACCAACUGACGCAUCCUCAGCAGCUCUACCAAGACGCGGCACGGAUGGCUGAGCAGCGCACUGCUUUCCUCAACAAGAUUCCCACCUGUCUUCAAGAGUUCGAAGACCUUCUGUGCAGCGCCACACGUUGGUUAGGUGAGGCCCCAGCAUGGCUAAGUACUCCCUGCUUAGACUUGACAGCCAGAGGCCUCCAGAGUCACGCAAACUCCCUUCAGUUGGUGUUGGAUGAUUCCACAAGAAUCAGGAGCACUCUGAAAGACUACAGGCCAGUGUUGGCCGAGAUCUCCACUGUGUGUGACCUCAGUGCACAGGAGGAGCGUAUGGACAGCAUGGACCAACAGGUUGAAAAGAUGCAAAAUAACCUUCUGGAGAACCUAGAGAAACUCCUGCAAGAUGUCAGGGUAGUGGAAGCCUUGGAAGAUGAGCUGGAGACACUGGAGGAAAAUGUCUCCAAAAUUAGGACAAUUUUAUCCUCUAUGGACAACGCAAGCAUCACCUUGACAGAGCAUCUUAACAACCAGCAGGUGAUCCUAGACAACGUCCACUCUAUGCAGAAGACAUUACACGACAUGGAGAGCUACAAAGUGGAUUUACACCUCCCACAGGAGACAAAGGAGAGUUCGGUGCUGUUCACCAGGAUAGGAGUUCUCCAGCAGGUCCUGAAAGAGUUUGAGCAGCUCACCAAACAACAAGCCAUGCUAAUUCAGCACAACGUACGGGAAGAUCAAACAAGAGAAGAUCACAACAUUGCCCUCAGCUCCAAACCUUGUGCAGAAGUGUCACACGUGACUGGAUCUCUACGAGGAUACUUUGGACAGGAGGCUUUUGAGGAGUCAAAUUCAGAGGAAGACGAAGACGAAAGUUGUCACUCGUCGUCCUCUGACACACUAACAUGUAGUAUUCCAGAGGACCCAGACGACACGCUCUACGCUUCAGAGGUGCAAAGUGGCGACAUGGCUGAAAUGAACGCCCCAUCUAUCGUUAAGGAACUGGCCUAUGUAUCUGGAGGAUUUGGUUCCGAAGUAGAGACGGAAAGUGAUGAAAAGCCUGGGCUCGACUCCAAGAACGAGGAGCUGGAAAAUGCACAAAAUGGAUUAACAACGUCAGAAUCCAGAUUGGACACGGAAGCCACUUGUGAAAUACUGAGACCCAAAGCUGCAUCACUGGACACCACUGAAGACCAUUUCGCUGCACAUAACCAAUGCCCACCACCAACAUGUGACACAUUUCCCCAUGCCAAAGAUUCACAGUCUACAGUGCAGGACAUCAAGCCUGUUACUAUGCCUUCAGCCACAGUUACACAUCCAGCUCUGAAACCAAGUGAUUGUAAAGCGGAGGACAAUCAAAAAGCCAAGGCGCCUUCAGCCGUUUCUAUCAUAUUGGCCGAGACUAACACAGAUGACACGGAGGAACAAAAGUGGAGUCGUCUUCACAACCAAAUCUUUCAGAAACAGCAAACCCUGGAGAAAGUCAAAGAGGAGCACCAAACACCCACAGUUGAGAUGGUUCUAGAAGAGCUGCUGUCUAUUGGCUCCACUUCUGCUGUUCUCCAGCAUGCAAACGAGUCCAUCAACAUGCUGAGUAACAUAGUGACCUGUGCAGAUGACUCGUGCGUUAAAGAGCAGUUAUACGUGGCUUCCCGGAGAGUUCUUUUGUGUCUGGACGCUUUGACAGACCUUCUGUUGACCCCUAAAGGUACAGGGGAUGAAGAAGACACCCAGCUGAGGAUGUUACAACAUGAGUGUGUGUCAGUCGAGCUGCUGAAUCUAGCUGAAAUGCUGCGAGAUGUGGAGUCAAAAAGUAGUCGUGAAGAACCAGACAUUCUCAGAGGUAUAACGUCCCUUCAAAAAUGUCUACAAACUGGCCAGACGGUCCUCAUGUCUGUCAACCAUCAAUCCAUAGAACACAAAAGCCAACAUCAGGAGCUCUUCUCCCACCGGUUGGGUUUUAUGGAGGAUAUUCAACUGAAGCAUAGUGAGAAUUUCCCAAAUCUACUGGAAACUCCCUAUCUGGAGCAGUGUGUGCUGGGCAGACAUGUGAAAGAGGAUUCAGUAGAAAAUACAAUGAUACAGAAGGCGUCCCUCUCCUUACUUCGUGGACUACGUAGCCUUCUGGAUUUUGGUGAAGAAUGCCUUGCUGAGGAGCAGGCAAGACCUGCUCAAAACAUCAGCCAACUGCAAGUUAAUCUUCGCAGAAACAAGAAGUUGCAGCGAGUCCUUGGUGCUCAGCUGGCUCUUGUGCAACAUUUAUUCCAUCGUGAACUGGUAGCACUACGGGGUCAAGAGGAUGAGCGAGUGCAAGUGGAGGUUCGAGCCAAAGCUUUGCAGCAGCAGUUUCUACAACAGGAAGUGGCUUCUCAAUGGAGACUGCAGGAGUGGAUGCGCUGGGAGAAUAAUUGCGGUCAGCUUGGGAGGCUGCUUGACGAGCUCGAAGUCUCCGUCAGUAGUGCAGAAGCAGCAAAAGACGAUGAGGAGGAGUCCUUUGUACAACACAGACUGCAUGCUUGCCAGCAAACUCUGGUCCAGUUGGACGGGAGCAGAGGUGCUCUGGGACUGUUCCUGGAUCAGAGACGUGAGCUGCGAGCAGAUCUGUCGUUUGCGCCCUCAGUCAUUCAGGCAGGUGGCGCUCUGGAGCUGCGUUGGCGGAGUGUGUACAGCCGCACGGAGCAUGAGGUUCAGCGCUGCAGCGUCAUCCGGGACAGCUGGGUCAGAUUCCAGACGCAUUUUGCCUCCGUUAGUAAAUGGUUGCUUGACAGCAACAAACAACUGAAGAUUUGCCGCAGUCUUGCUGAGUCGAACCAGGAGAGCGUUUGUAGGGGUCUCCUGCAGCUGCUGGACUUCUCCAGAGAGAUGGAGGCCGCAUCUAUUCACAAAGAAUCGGCGUCCAGAGAAGCUGCUCGGCUGCUUCGUUUGAAGGAAACUGAAUGUCCUCACCUGAGAGCUCGUCUCACAAAGCUGGAGGCCGGCUGGUGCAAGCUCACCGCUGAAGUGACAAAUAUCCAAGACCAGCUGCAACAGAAGCUGCUCCUUGCGUGGCCACCUCUGAAGCUGCUGUCUGACUUGGCGUCCUGGCUCAAGAAGGCGGAGUUCCAGCUGAACCAGCACAGAGAAGAGGACCACAAGGACACAGACGCUGUUCAGAUCACUACGACCCUGCAGCACUACCAGGCAUUAAAGGCAUCUUUGGUCAACGGGCAGCUUCUUUUGGAUUUUCUCUCCCAAACUGGUCCUCGAGCAGUGGAAGUAGAUGUCCAGUCUCUUUGUUCUGAGCGGACAAUGUAUGCCGAGCAACUUGGUGCUCUCAGACAAAAGUGGCUUCACCUGCAAGGGGCGCUGGAGAGCCAGAUUCGUGCAGAUGCUCAAGUCCGUCACACAUUUGCAGCCCGAGAGCAACAGUUGCAGCGUCUUUGUCGCUCGGUCGAACAGCAGAGAAAGCAUCUGAAUCAGUGGAAACAGUCCAAGAGUCAAACGCUGACUAGACAGAUUCUGAAGGAGUCGGAGGUUGUUGUUGGAAGAGUAAAGGAGGUAGCUGCAGCUUUGCAGGGCCUGAAAGCCUCACGUGUUUUUGCUGAAAAGGAGCACCCACGUGAUGUUGCGUUUUGGGAACAGGCUGAGACUGUCAGCCAGGCUUGUGAGGAUCUCAGUCUGCAGAUCCAAACGAUGCAUCCAGCCUUGCAGUUGGAUGAGAAAGAAUGGUCUUGUUUGGACAAAAAUCUGAGGGAGGUUUCUUUGUGCGCCAGUAAGGUGCGCUCUACCCUGCAGCUUCACCAAACACAUCUGUUUUCACUGAAGCAGACAGAAGAUCACAUGAGGUGCAUUCAGCAACUGCAGGAGAUGGUCCAAAAAGGGGAAGAGCAUUGGGAAGAUAUCAACAAAUCAUUUCAGAAUCUUGACGGUAGAACAUCUCUAUUGCUCUGUGAUCGAGUGGAACAAGAGCGAAAGCGGUGGAAGGACGUGUUGGACGAGCUGAAGGACGUAGAGAAGAAGACUUCGCAGACCUUGGCCCUCUGGCAGCAGUACGAUCACACUUCCAAUAAAUGCUCACUUCAGCUGGAACGCCUGCAGCAUCAGUUCUCCUCCUUGUUACCUCGACGGGGACCGCAGGUCACCGUCCUCUCAGUGGAGAAAUUGCAGAAUUCUGCAACAGAACUACAAAGCGGUGUGGAAGAAGUUCUGGCCUUGUCAAAAAUUCUCGUUGGAUGUCUCCAACCACUGGCUGCGAAUUCGGUCCAAUCGGCGAGCAGGCUGCUGUCGCUUGAGGUCUUCCUCUUGAACCAGGCGAUGGUCGACGCAAAGAAAAAUCUUCAGGAAAAUGUGGACAACCACAAACGCUUUCACAUGCAGCUGGCAGCUCUCGAACAGCAGACAAUACUGCACGGAGAAGACUCUUGCAUAAAUGACAAAGACGUAGUGAAGCAGGAACUCUUGAAACUUGUUGAACUGCUUCCAUCACUGGUUAAUGUCAGCGAGAUGAGCGACUAUGUGAGCCUCAGCAAACAGGAGACAGAGACACUCCAAAUGCUCAGCAACCAAUGGACCAAAAAUGUAACUCGCGUAUCUUUUGUACACAGAACUCUGCAACGUGGUCGCCAGCAGUCCCAAGACUUUCACCAGAAGUGUAAGGAGCUGACGUCUAUCCUGGAGGUGCUGGAGUCAGAACCUCAGAGUGGCUUCAACCUCCAGGAGAUGAUCGCUGUCCACCAGAGGCGUCAGAUUGAAAUGAUUACUGGACAAGAACUUCUCCAAAGUCUUCUCCGCGAUGCAGUGAAGUCCAUGGAAAUGCCAACAGGGGAGAAAAAAUCUGAGCUGAUGACACAAGUGGUCCAUCUGAGAGGGAGGUGGUUCAGGUCUGUGUCGCUGGCUAGCCAGCACUGGGCUGCAACGAGAGAACAGAUCUACCAAUGGAGGAUCUAUAAACGUGGCAAGAAGCUUCUGUGGAAGACACUGAGUGCUGUUGACAACCUGCUGUCCCCCGUUCACCCUUUACUCGUCACAUUACCACAGCUUCAGGGCCUUGCAGAUGGAUGCCAGUGUGUUGAAGAAGCUGUGGAGCUCCUCCAGUCCAAGUUCACAGAAACUAUGGAGGCUGGCAGAUGUUUGUGUGAGACCACGUCGGAAUCGGAUCGUCUGAAGUCUGAGAUGCAGACCACAGAAAAGGCCUGGAAACGCACCAACUCACUGCUAGAGAAGAGGAGAGUACUGGUUGGCGCUACUGUUCAGGACUGGCGCCAGUGUCAGGACGGCAUAAGCAGCAUCAUGUCUGAGCUGGAGGAGCUGAGAGGCCAGUUGAACAGGCAGCUGGUUGCAAAGAUGGACAAGUCUGAGGAAGAGGAGCUCAUUCAGAAGACGGACCUCUCUUUGCGCCAUCUCGCCGGUGGAUUAAAGGACCUGGCCUCAAUGAAGACCGACCUGUCCCAGUACGUGGCUGCGGGCGACUCCGCUGUGCUGGAGCAGCAGCUGGAGCAACUCCACAUCCAGUGGGAAGAGUUGUGCACCAAGGUGUCCUCACGCAGACAGGAAGUUGCAGACCGCCUCAACGCCUGGACUAUUUUUAAUGACAAAAACAAGGAGUUCUGUGAUUGGCUCACCCAGAUGGAGAAGAAGGUGUGCCACAGUGCAGAGCUCAGCAUUGAGGAAAUGGUAGAGAAACUCAAAAAGGAUUGCAUGGAGGAAAUCAAUUUGUUCAGUGAGAAUAAAAGCCACCUGAAGCAGCUGGGGGAGCAGCUGCUUCUAGCCAGCGACGAGGCCAAGCAGACCCAAGUGUGCGGCUCUCUGGAGGAAGUGAACCAGCGAUGGCACAACCUCUUCCAUCACAUUGAAGCCAGGGUGAGGAAGUUGAAGGACACUUUGGUGACCGUGCAGAAGUUGGACAAAAACAUGAGUAACCUCCGAUCCUGGCUUUGCCGCGUUGAGGCCGAGCUCUCCAGGCCCAUCACAUACAGUGUGUGUCACCAUCAGGAGAUCCAAAGGAGACUGGCUGAGCAGCAGGAGCUGCAGCGGGACAUCGAACAGCACACGGAGGGCGUGGCAUCGGUGCUGAGCCUGUGCGACGUUUUGCUGGGGGACGAAGAUGCCGCCGGCGCCACCGAGGCGGAAAGCGACUCGCUGCAGGAGACCAGUCGCAGCCUGGACCAGCGCUGGGGGACCAUCUGUGCCAUGGCUCUGGAGAGGAGGCUCAGAAUUGAGGAAACAUGGAGGCUAUGGUGCAAGUUCCUGGAAGACUAUUCGCGGUUCGAGGUUUGGCUCAAGAUGGCCGAGUACACUGCUGCCAACCCCAACUCGGGAGAUGUUCUUUAUUCCGUUGCGAAGGAGGAGCUUAAGAAGUUUGAGAGUUUUCAAAGACAGGUCCACGAGCGGCUGACCCAGUUAGAACUGGUCAACAACCAGUACCGCCGCCUGGCCAGGGAGAACCGUACCGACCGCGCCAGCCAGCUCAAAGCUAUGGUCCAUGAGGGCAACAGACGCUGGGACACCCUGCACCGCCGUGUGACUGCCAUCCUCCGCAGGCUCAGGCAUUUCACCAACCAGAGGGAAGAAUUUGAAAGCACCAGGGAGAGCAUGCUGGUGUGGCUUACAGAACUGGACUUGCAGCUGACCAAUGUGGAACACUUCUCCGAGAGCGAUGUCCAUCACAAGAUACAACAGCUUAGCAGUUUCCAGAAGGAGAUCACCAUCAACACAGAGCGCAUAGACGGGCUGAUAGUGUUUGGAGAAAGUCUGAUCCAGAGGAGCUCACCCCCGGACGCUGCGCUGAUAGAAGACGAGCUGGAGGAGCUUCACUCUUACUGCCAGGAGGUUUUCAGCCGGCUGGUCCGCUUCCAUCAGCGUCUCAGCCAACCUCCAAUCCUCACAGAACCAGAGCUCCCUGGCACGAGCUUUUCUUUGGAGUCCAGCUUGGAGCUGAUUUGUCGGCCCUUGCUCGGGCGCAGCCAAGGGAGCCUCCCGAACACGCCCUCGCACCUGCUGGCCUCGCCCCUGGAGCAUUCUGGGCGGGAGACACCAGUUAGCGUGGACUCGCUACCCUUAGAAUGGGACCACACCGGGGAUGUCGGAGGGUCGUCGUCCCAUGAGGACGAGGAGGAGGAAGAGGGACGGGAAGAAGAUGGAAUUUACUUCAGUGCAUUGUCAGUAUCGAGCCGGUCAAUGUCUGCCUAUGAGAGUCCCAGAUGGCAGUCACCAGGAGGCGACAUGGACGCAUGUGACGUUGUGGCGUUACCCACCCUCACCAGCACCCCUCGAAAGCAGGGUUAUUUGCAUCAGUUGUCCCAAUGCAGUGACAACAUUGAGGACGUUAAACAAGUUUCUCUGAUCCUGGCUGACGAGGAGCAGCCUGAGAUUGGUCUGAUCAGCUUGGCCGCCUCAGGCAAACAAACAGACGUGAUUGAACGCUGGGAGCUGCUCCACGCUCAGUCUAUGAACGAGCAACGCGAUGGCCUGCCGGAGUCCCAAAAUGUCACGUCCAACCUCGACGACGUCGUUUCCUGGUUGGACAACAUCCAUCCGGAACUGGACCGCCUCCUGCAGUCGCGCCCGAGCAACAAGAUGGCUGACAUGGCGGCUAGAGCUAAAGAGCUGAAGGAGUUGCAGAAGAUGUUUUCUCGCUACAAGCCCGUCAUGUUGUCCGUCAACCUGCGGGCUCUGGAAGUCCCCGAGCAGCAGGAGAGCCUCGCCGGUUUGAACCGAGCUUGGAGUCGAGCUUCUACGGUUCUUCAGCGGUGGGACGCCAGUCUGAGAAAGACUCUGAUGCGGUGCCAGGAGUUCCACAAGAGCCUCCACUCUCUGCUGCUGUGGUUGGCCAUCGCCGACAAGAAACGCUACGCGGUGGACAUCCGCCACCCAGAAACACCUGUGCAGGCUCUCAGACUGCACCACAACACGCUCACUGUGUUGCAGGAGGAGCUGCUGGAGAGGCAGACCCAGCAGGCGUCCCUGCAGGCUCUGUGGUCUCAGCUGCAGCCGGACCAAGGAGCGGACGGCAGCGACGAGGCCCGGGAGAAGCUUCACGUGACGGCCGCCAAACUCAAGCUGCUCCUGAGGGACGUGUCUGAGGACCUGAGCGUCCUUCAACAACGCCGCCUGGAUCCACGUAAUCAAGAGGAGUUGACGCAAACCAAAAAAUCCACCAAAAGGAGGAAGUGGUCGCCGCCGCGCUCCUUCCUGUACCGCGUGCUGAGGGCCGCCGCCCCCUUCCACCUGCUGCUGCUGCUCCUGCUGCUGCUGCCAUGUAUGCUCCCUCGCUCGGAGGGAGAGUCCAGCUGCGCCGACGCCAACAACUUGGCGCGCUCCUUCCACCCCAUGUUGCACUACACCAACGGCCCGCCGCCCACCUGAGGCCACCUGCCACUUCCUGUCCCAUGGAGGGGAACUCCUCACCAAGUGGGUUUGUGUAUUUUUCAUACGGACAAAAGUAUUGGGUCACCACGGUGUGGGGUUAAAUCCAUUUUACACACUUUUGUACUACAGCGCCAUUUUUUAAAUGGACCAAAAAUUUCCGUAGAAUUGUUGCAAAAGUCUUCUUCAUCACUUUGAUGGACUUGCUUCAUGCCAGCGUUUUUAACAUUUGUCUUUGUCAGACAACUAGACUUGAAAAGUAACAAAGUGAAUCAUUUCACCUGUAAAAUGUUGCUGAUCGUCACCUUCAAACUUCACUGGGUGUGAUUGCAUAAUAGCUCACUGACUUGUGUACGUUCAUGUUGAUGUAGAACAUGUCGUGUACACAAUGUUGUUGAUGUCGUGUACACAAUAUUGUUGAUGUCGUGUACACAAUAUUGUUGAUGUCGUGUACACAAUAUUGUUGAUGUCAUGUACACAAUAUUGUUGAUGUCGUGUACACAAUAUUGUUGAUGUUGUGUACACAAUAUUGUUGAUGUCGUGUACACAAUAUUGUUGAUGUCAUGUACACAAUAUUGUUGAUGUCGUGUACACAAUAUUGUUGAUGUUGUGUACACAAUAUUGUUGAUGUCAUGUACACAAUAUUGUUGAUGUCGUGUACACAAUAUUGUUGAUGUCGUGUACACAAUAUUGUUGAUGUCGUGUACACAAUAUUGUUGAUGUCGUGUACACAAUAUUGUUGAUGUCGUGUACACAAUAUUGUUGAUGUCAUGUACACAAUAUUGUUGAUGUCGUGUACACAAUAGCAGUAUUUAUAACAAGCACUCACACUUUUCUCUCAAGUCAACUCACACAGUAAGAACAAAACAGGGAUGCUAACAUAUCGCUUAAUCCAUUAGCGAGGUCACUUUGUUUUUUUGCAGCAGCUUGCUCUUGUCAUAUAGAGGAUCUUUGACUGGUGUUUUUACAGUAAGUGAAUGCCUUUAAACAACAGAGCACUCCUGUCAUAUUAAGGAUAUUGUCUGUUUUUAAGGACAUACUGGAAAAACACAGUGAGCCUGUCAUAUAGAGCAGUGGUCCCCAACCACCGGGCCGCGGUAUAACAAGAGCACGCUGCUGUUUAAAAGGAGUUACUGCAAAAACACUAUUCAAAGAUCCUCUAAAUAACAGGAUCACUCUGUAUUUAAAAAAAUAAUGAUCUUUGAUUAGUGUUUUUCCAGUAUGUCCUUAAAAACAGCAAAGAUCCUUAAUAUGACAGGAGUGCUCUGCUGUUUAAAGGCAUUCAGGUACUGCAAAAACACCAAUCAAAGAUCUUCUAAAUGGCAGGAUCACUGUCUUUAAAAAACAAGAGCUCUCCUGUCAUAAGGAUCUUUGAUUAGUGUUUUUUCCAGUAUGUCCUUAAAAACAGCAAAGAUCCUUAAUAUGACAGGAGUGCUCUGCUGUUUGGUGUUUUUUUUUUUGUUGCAGUACCUGAAUGUCCUCAAUCAAAGAUCCUCUAUUUGACAGGAGGACUCAGCUGUUUUUAAGGAUGUGGUGGAUAACGCAACCAUCAAAGAUCCUUAAUAUGACAGGAGCACUCUGUUUUUAAAGACGUACUGCACAAACACAAGUCAAAGAAAAAAAAAAUCCUUCCUCCCCCCACCCCCCCUCCUCCCCGUUCCGUGGGACACAUUUUCAAGCAGUUACAAAAAGGUUGGGGACCACUGAUAUAGAGGAUCUUUGAUUAGUGUUCUUGCAGCACAUCUGAACAUUCUCAUACAGCACUUUUCAGGAUCUUUGCUAUUUUCUGAGGAUGUUGCGAAAAAAGUGAGUCAAAGUGAACCUGUUAAAUAGAGGAUCUUUCAUUAGUGUUUUUGGUCCUUAAAAACCACGUAGCACUCCUGUCAUUUUAGGGAUCUUUGCUGUUUUUAAGUACAUACUAUAAACUGUUAUAUAGAGGAUCUUUGAGAAGUGUUUUUGCAGUACGUCUUUAAAAACAGUUGAGUCCUCACACUGGGAAAUAAAACACUAAUCAAAGAUCCUUAAUAUGACAGGAGCGCUCUUGUUUUUUAAAGACAAAGUGAUCCUGCCAUUUAGAAGAUCUUUGACUGGUGUUUUUGAAUGCCUUUGCUGUUUUUAAGGACAUACUAGAAACACACUUAUAGUCCUCCUGUCAAAUUAGAGGAUCUUUGGUUAGUGUUUUUGCAGUACCUGAAUGCCCUUAAACUGCAGAGCACUCCUGUCAUAUUAAGGAUAUUUUUUGUUUUUAAGGACAUACUGUAAAAACAGGGAUCCUGUCGUAUAGAGGAUCUUUGAUUAGUGUAGGGCUGCAACUAACGAUUAAUUUGAUAAUCGAUUAAUCUGUCGAUUAUUACUUCGAUUAAUCGAUUGAUAAUCGGGUAAAAGAGACAAACUACAUUUCUAUCCUUUCCAGUAUUUUAUUUAAAAAAACAGCAUACUGGCACCAGACUUAUUUUGAUUAUUGUUUCUCAGCUGUUUGUACAUGUUGCAGUUUAUAAAUAAAGGUUUAUUUAAAAAUAAAAAAAUAAAACGUUUUUUUUUUUUUUAAAAGCUUCUGCGAAUGCGCAUAGCUUAGAUCCAACGAAUUGAUGACUAAAUUAAUCGGCAACUAUUUUUAUAAUCGAUUUUAAUCGAUUAGUUGUUGCAGCCCUAGAUUAGUGUUUUUGUCAGUACGUCCUUAAAAACCACAGAGCACGCCUGUCAUUUUAGGGAUCUUUGCUGUUUUUAAGUACAUACUAUAAACUGUUAUAUAGAGGAUCUUUGAGAAGUGUUUUUGCAGUAUGUCUUUAAAAACAGUUGAGUCCUCAUACUGGAAAAAAAGAUCCUUAAUAUGACAGAAGCGCUCUUGUUUUUUAAAGACAGAGUGAUCCUGCCAUUUAGAAGAUCUUUGACUGGUGUUUUUUGAAUGCCUUUGCUGUUUUUAAGGACAUACUGGAAACACACUUAUAGUGAUCCUGUUAUAUAAAGGAUCUUUGAUUAGUGUUUUUGCAGUACGUCCUUAAAAACAGCUGAGUCCUCCUGUCAAAUUAGAGUAUCUUUGAUUAGUGUUUUUGCAAUACCUGAAUGCCCUUAAACAGCAGAGCACUCUUGUCAUAUUAAGGCUCUUUGCUGUUUUUACGAACAUACUGGAAACACUAAUAGUGAUCCUGUUAUGUAGAGGAUCUUUGAUUAGUGUUUUUGCAGUAUGUCCUUAAAAAGAAGAGAGAUCCUGUCAUAUUAAGGAUCUCUGAUUAGUGUUUUUUUCACUGUCUUUUGAAACAGCAGAGUGCUCCUGUCAUAUAGAUAGUCUUAUUAGUGUUUAUGCAGUAAGUCCUUAAAAAACCUCAUAUUAAGGAUAUUUGAUUAGUGUUUUUCCACUACAUCCUUAAAAACCGCUGAGUCCUCAUGUCAAAUAGUAGAUCUUUGGUGUUUUUUGCAGUACCUGAACCUCCUUAAACAGCAGAGCACUCCAGUAAUAUUAAGGAUAUUUGCUGUUUUUAAAGAUGUAGUGAAAAAACACCAAUCAAAGAUCCUUAAUACGGCAGGAGCGUUCUUGGUUUUUUUAACGACAAGAGGACAACCAGAGGAUCUAUGAUUAGUGUUUUCACAGUACGUCCUUACUGUACGUCUUGUCAUUUUUAAGGAUCUUUGAUUAGUGUUGUUUUUUUCACUACAACCUUUGAAACGGCAGAGCACUCCUGUCAUAGAGGAUUUGUGUUUUUGCCAUAUUUCCUUAGAGCAGUCUUGUCAUAAGGAUCUUUGAUUAGGGUUUGUCCACUACGUCUUUAAAAACAGCAGUGAUCCUUGUAUAUAGAGGAUCUUUGGUGUUUAGCGGUACCUGAGUGUCCCCAAGCAGCAGAGCACUCCUGUCCUUGAGGAUCUUUGCUGUUUUUUUGAAAGACGUAGUGGAAAAAAACUAGUCACAGUAAUCCUGUCAUAUAGAAGAUCUUUGAUUA
Molecule: messenger RNA, 17689 nt
Organism: Entelurus aequoreus (snake pipefish)
Lineage: Eukaryota; Metazoa; Chordata; Actinopteri; Syngnathiformes; Syngnathidae
Product: nesprin-1-like
Exons: 72
Coding region: 336-13754 (4472 amino acids)
Cellular component (GO): membrane
Source: RefSeq, a predicted model, not a curated record